AUGAUUAUGGCUCUGUUCUUUCUCUAUACCAGGAGAAGGAUGCAAGACUUACGCUGGGGAAACCAUAGCUCUCUUACUGAGUUUAUUCUUUUAGGAUUCUCUCGUAACACAGAGAUAAAUGUUAUUCUAUUCAGUGUCUUCCUCUUCCUCUACCUCAUCACUCUUCUGGGCAAUGGGCUUAUUAUCACCUUGAUACGCAUGGACUCCCGCCUCCACACACCCAUGUACUUUUUCCUCAGUGUCCUAUCCAUUAUGGAUAUGGGCUAUGUCACCACCACAGUGCCCCAGAUGCUGGUACACCUGGUUUGCAAGGAGAAGACCAUCUCCUACAUUGGAUGUGUGGCGCAGAUAUACAUCUUCCUGAUGCUAGGAAUCACUGAGUCUUGGCUUUUUGCAAUCAUGGCUUAUGACAGGUAUGUGGCCAUUUGCCAUCCCCUGAGGUAUAAAGUCAUUAUGAGCCCUUUGCUAUGUGGGUCAAUGGUGGCCUUCUGUGGAUUCUGGGGUAUCAGCUGUGCCCUGAUAUACACUGUCUCUACUAUGAUUCUUCCCUAUUGUGGUCCUAAUGAGAUCAAUCACUUCUUCUGUGAAGUACCUGCAGUCUUGAAGUUGGCCUGUGCAGACACAUCUCUCAAUGAUCAGGUGGACUUCAUCUUGGGCUUCAUUCUUCUGUUGGUCCCACUCUCCCUCAUCAUCAUUGUCUACAUCAAUAUUUUUGCUGCCAUCUUGAGAAUUCGCUCAGCCCAUAUGUAUGAUAUGUGUAUGCUUAUAGUAAUAUUCUAA
Molecule: messenger RNA, 780 nt
Organism: Panthera uncia (snow leopard)
Lineage: Eukaryota; Metazoa; Chordata; Mammalia; Carnivora; Felidae
Product: putative olfactory receptor 2B3
Exons: 1
Coding region: 1-780 (259 amino acids)
Biological process (GO): G protein-coupled receptor signaling pathway
Cellular component (GO): membrane
Molecular function (GO): G protein-coupled receptor activity; olfactory receptor activity
Source: RefSeq, a predicted model, not a curated record